Molecule: messenger RNA, 1035 nt
Organism: Cricetulus griseus (Chinese hamster)
Lineage: Eukaryota; Metazoa; Chordata; Mammalia; Rodentia; Cricetidae
Source: RefSeq, a predicted model, not a curated record
AUGGAGCCCCUGUAUGAGGAGUAUCUAACAGAUGAUGGAACAAUUGUCAAACCUUAUUUCUGGCUAAGCUUCUCUCUAGAUUGCACCAACUGCCCUUACCACAUUCGGACAGGAGAAGAGGCAAGAGUUCCCUACACAGAAUUUCAGCGGAUUUUUGGAUUCCCAUGGUCAACAUACCCUCAAAUAAAACACCUCACAUUUUACGAGCUGAGAAGUUCCUCUUGGAACCUGAUACAAAAGGGCCAUGCUAGCAACUGCACUGGGAAUCUUAGCCACCCAGAAUCAAUGUUAUUUGAGAAGAAUGGUUACCUUGACUCAGUCAUAUCUUAUAACAGCAACAUUAGACAUAUCAUUCUGUAUUCCAACCACUCCCCUUGUAAUGAGGCUAGCCAUUACUGCAUCAGCAAAAUGUAUACUUUCCUGAUGAUGUAUCCAGAUAUCACUCUUAAUAUUUUCUUUUCUCAGCUCUAUCAUACUGAAAACCAAUUUCCUACCUCAGCACGGAACCGUGAGGCUCUUCGGAGCCUGGCCAGCUUAUGGCCCCAGGUCACUUUGAAUCCAAUAAGUGGUGACAUUUGGCAUUGUAUUCUUGAAAAUUUUGUUAGUUGUGUCCCAGGUGUUCUCCAGCCCUUUACCUCAGGGAGAAUACUGGUUGACAGGUACAAUGCUUAUGAAAUAAACUCCAUAACAGGAGUAAAGCCUUAUUUUAUCAAUGUUCUUCUGAGGCAGGAAAGAGAGAGGCAGAGCAGAAAGGUUUGGGCAACUUUAGAAAACUACCCCUUAAACAAUGCUGAUCCUGGACAAGCCAAACUGAGUCAGGGUCCCAGUACUUCUGUAGUUUCCAUGUUGGUGCCUUACAGAGAACUACCACCAAUCCUUGUGAGUCAAAACCCACAGAAACCCAGAAAUGUGGUAAGACACUUGAAUAUGCCACAACUGUCAUCAUCAAAGGCCAAAGACCUUAGGGAAUCUCUCUCAGGCAAGCCCAUGACUGCAAGCCACAGAUGGGUCUGGAGGCAGCAAAGAGGCAAAUGA